Messenger RNA from Drosophila elegans, 1220 nucleotides. RefSeq names its product probable deoxyhypusine synthase. Gene Ontology annotation, molecular function: deoxyhypusine synthase activity. The transcript has 2 exons. Gene Ontology annotation, biological process: peptidyl-hypusine biosynthetic process. The record is from RefSeq and is a predicted model, not a curated record. NCBI's taxonomy places the organism in Eukaryota, Metazoa, Arthropoda, Insecta, Diptera, Drosophilidae. Gene Ontology annotation, cellular component: cytoplasm. The coding region runs from base 86 to 1192 and encodes 368 amino acids.
CCAGGGAUGUCAUCACCAGCACAUGUUGACUUGGCGGACUAAACUUCCUUUGCUUCGUUUAUUUUGAAUAUUAAGGAUUUCCACCAUGUCGACGGAGCCAGCGGUGGCCAAGGAUGCAGUCCUGAAGCGCAGCGAGGCCCUGCCGAAAGCAACACCCCAAGUUCGGGGCUACGACUUCAACGAGGGCGUAAACUACAGCAAACUCUUCGAGUCCUAUGUAAACAGCGGGUUCCAGGCCACGAAUCUGGGCCUUGCAAUUCGGGAAAUCAACAAAAUGCUGGAUUGCAGAGACCAGCCACUGGAGCCGGAUCAACUGGACAAGUAUGAAACCGAUGACUUCAUCCGGCGGAGGAGCAAGUGCACCGUGUUCCUGGGCUACACAUCCAACUUGGUUUCAUCGGGCUUGCGGGAGAACAUUCGCUUUCUGGCCGAGCACCGCAUGAUCGACUGCAUUGUGACCACAGCCGGCGGCGUAGAGGAGGAUUUCAUCAAGUGCCUGGCGCCCACGUUCAUGGGUUCCUUUGAGCUGAGCGGCAGGGAGCUGCGCGAGCGGGGAAUAAACCGGAUAGGCAACCUCCUGGUGCCCAACGACAACUACUGCAAGUUCGAGGACUGGGUGAUGCCGCUGCUGGACGAGAUGUUGGAGGAACAGAAAUCCCAGGGUACGGUCUGGUCGCCUUCAAAGAUUAUCCAUCGAUUAGGCGAGCGGAUUGGCGAUCCCAGUUCCAUUUACUACUGGGCGGCCAAGAAUCAAAUACCCGUCUUCUGCCCCGCCCUAACUGAUGGAAGUUUAGGUGACAUGAUGUACUUCCACUCCUUUCGCCGGCCUGGACUCGUCGUCGAUAUCCUGUCCGAUCUGAGGAGGCUUAACACCAUGGCCGUGAAGGCCGUCAACAGCGGGAUGAUCAUCGUGGGCGGCGGCGUUAUAAAGCAUCACAUUUGCAAUGCGAAUUUAAUGCGGAAUGGUGCCGAUUACUCGGUGUUUAUCAAUACCGCCUCGGAGUUUGACGGCAGCGACAGUGGAGCCCGGCCGGAUGAGGCCAUAUCAUGGGGCAAGAUCAAGAAAGAUGCCACCCCCGUAAAAGUCUACGCCGAGGCUAGUUUGGUGUUUCCAUUAAUUGUGGGCGAAACCUUUGCUAAGCGACAUCAUUGCGACGGCAAAGAGUUGCCCCGGGAGACUAACCAAGUGUAAAUACACAUAUACAAGAAAAUGAACACAA